Messenger RNA from Gambusia affinis (western mosquitofish), 812 nucleotides. Its product is annotated as fibroblast growth factor 1-like. Gene Ontology annotation, molecular function: fibroblast growth factor receptor binding; growth factor activity. Gene Ontology annotation, biological process: positive regulation of protein phosphorylation; animal organ morphogenesis; regulation of cell migration. The record is from RefSeq and is a predicted model, not a curated record. The transcript is spliced from 3 exons. Gene Ontology annotation, cellular component: cytoplasm. The coding region runs from base 276 to 773 and encodes 165 amino acids. Lineage: Eukaryota; Metazoa; Chordata; Actinopteri; Cyprinodontiformes; Poeciliidae.
UGUGGGGGAGUAAAUGGGUGUUAGCGGUUGCCCACUUCUCCCAUAUCAGAAACCGCCACUCUUCGCCAUAGCAACCAGUGUUUAUUCUUGUUUGGUUUUGUUUGGCAUUUGGAAAUUAAUCUCAAAUUAAUGUUUGGUCUGAGAACGUGCUUAGCCUCGCCUGAAUCUAGUUUGGAUCCUUAUACUUACAACAACAAAAGUAGGGGAGAAAAAAGGAGGAGGUUCUGAUUUUGCAGGAGAGAAAGGAGAGCAUUUCCAGUAUCCACAUAACAGACAUGGGGGGGCUCUCUUCUUGUUUCCGGCGUACUCCUCCCGAUCAGAGUGGUGGUGAGCAAGUUGGUCGCCCUCUGUCUUUACAACAGACCCAGGAUCUUAGCUCGUUUCCGGAGAGAAUCUCGAGAGUCAAGCUCUACUGUCAGAAUGGAGGAUAUCACCUGAAGAUUGCUCAAGAUGGAACAGUGUCUGGCGUGAGGGAAGAAGAUGACCCCUACAUAAUCAUGAACCUGAAGGCGGUGGCAAUAGGAGUUAUUGUCAUCCUGGGGGAGUCGGCGAACAAGUACCUGGCUAUGAAUAACAAAGGAGAACUCUUCGCAAAAGAGGGCGUAACUGAUGACUGUAACUUCUUGGAACAUACUGAACCAAACGGCUACACCACACUUCGCCACCAGGGAUCCUCCUUUUAUGUUGGUUUGAAAGCGAAUGGCACAGCUAUGAAGGGAACAGAAACCCACCAGGGCAUGAAGAACAUUUUAUUCCUGCCGAGGCCAGCCUAAGCUUAAAUGAAUAAAAACCCUGGAAGACCGCAGAAAGGA